AUGUCGCUCUCAAAUUCACCCCUCAAGAUCUUAAUCUCAGGCGCUGGCAUUGCAGGGCCAUGUCUCGCCUACUGGCUUUCGAGAACGCGUCUCAAUACCUCCAUCACAGUCGUUGAGCGCUCGCCCGUUCCCAGACCAACCGGUCAAUCGAUCGACGUUCGAGGUGCUGCUAUUAAUGUCAUCAAGGAAAUGAAGCUCGAAGAAGCUGUGCGGGCGCGCGACACGACAGAGCUGGGGACCAGAAUGCUGAACAGCAAAGGAAACCUGAUUGCAGAAUUCCGCAAGGGCGAUGCAUUUACUGCCGAUUAUGAGAUUCUGCGAGCGGAUCUGUGUGGGCUUUUCCUUGAUGCGACAGAGAAGCUCGAGAACGUCAAAUACGUAUAUGGCGACUACGUCACGAACGUGGAACAGACGGCUGAGAGCGCUGCCGUGACCUUCGACUCCGGGAAAGAAGAAACAUUCGACCUGAUUGUGGGCGCCGACGGCUCAACAUCGAAGAUCCGCUCGAUGAUCUUAGACAAAACAGCCCUAGAGGGCAGCUACAACUUCAUCGGUCAGUACAUUGCGUACUUCAGCAUCCCAAGCCGGCCCACGGACACCAAGUAUUGGAACUGGUAUACCACCACCAAUGGCCUCGCGCUCAUGACACGACCACACAGGAACCCUUCGACCAUUGGCGUGUACAUGUGUAUCACCAAGCCGGCGCGUGGCAUCCGUGAUCCAGUCGUAGAGGAAGCCAUGGAUGAUGGGCCGAGAGCGCAAAAGCGCGUCUUGCGCGAGUACUUUGAGGGCUGUGGAUGGGAAGCCGAGCACUUCUACAUGUCCCGCGCCGCACAAGUCAAGCUGCCCAUCUGGCACGUCGGACGCGCCGUCCUACUCGGCGACGCAGCAUUUGCCACAUUCGGAAUCGGAACCUCGCUCGCAAUCACGAGUGCAUAUUACUUGGCGGGCGAGUUAUCAAAGAUAGCGAGCAGCGCGGAGGUUCCGGGAGCUUUAGACGAUUACGAGGCGGUUUUUCGAAAGAUAUACAGCAAAAACGAAGACCUGCCGCCAGGGUUCCCCCAGAUUGCCUUUCCGCAGACAGGCUGGGGCAUGAAGUUGCGAGACUUAUCCUUGUGGUUGGCUAGUAAAACGAAGCUGUACAAGUUGUUGCCGGACGAUGAUAAGGCAGAGGAAGCAAAGCUGGCUGAAUAUGACUGGAAAACUCUUUGA
This is a messenger RNA of Parastagonospora nodorum SN15, 1212 nucleotides long. RefSeq lists its product as hypothetical. Gene Ontology annotation, molecular function: FAD binding. NCBI's taxonomy places the organism in Eukaryota, Fungi, Ascomycota, Dothideomycetes, Pleosporales, Phaeosphaeriaceae. The coding region runs from base 1 to 1212 and encodes 403 amino acids. The record is from RefSeq and is a predicted model, not a curated record. The transcript is spliced from 2 exons.